Messenger RNA from Paramuricea clavata, 1557 nucleotides. Lineage: Eukaryota; Metazoa; Cnidaria; Anthozoa; Malacalcyonacea; Plexauridae. The record is from the annotation of a GenBank genome assembly.
AUGACAUGUAUAUUGCCAACGUUUUCAGAGUCCAUUAUUCCAGCAACAUUAAAAUGCGAUGCAGAUCUGUCACCGGACGGUUUAGUAGGUAACAUCGAGUCCAAUCCAACAUUAGCCGAACGUUAUCAUGUUUGCGGCGCAGCAACGCUUGUUACGGUAAAAGAAAAGUCUACAGUGCCAUUCCGCAUUAUUAACGAUACAUCGCAGCCUGUAACUAUUUAUCGCUGCACUAACCUAGGUCAGUUUCCUUCAUAUGAAGAACCGUUAGUUGUCACUGUUAUCGAUACAAGGACUAUACCAGAGGAUAAACCUCAACGUACUAGCUUACUGCUUGAGUCAAUAGAUCAUAGUAAUUCCGACCUUGAUGAUAAACAACAAGCACAAUUACGUCAGCUAUUGUGAGAUAACCAUGACGUAUUUGCAAUCACUGAUGAUGAACUAGGCCAAACCUCACUGGUAGAGUACCAUAUCGACACUGGCGAUUCUCGACCAAACUAUCGACAACCAUAUCGUGUUUCACCUUCAGUAAGGAAUAUUAUCGACAAUCAUGUACAAAAAAUGCUUGAUCAAGGUAUUAUUCAGCCUUCAGUAAGCCUCGCUGCUGCUCCCGUCGUUUUAGUUAAAAAAAAGGCUGGCACCGUUUCUGUGUCGACUAUCGGCAGUUAAAUAAAUCACUAGGUGGGAUUCUCAUCCAAUUCCUCACGUACUAGACACUCUUGAUUGUUUACAUGGUACUUCGUAUUUUUCCUGCCUUGACCUGCAAUCAGGCUAUUGGCGAGUCGAAGUAGAUGACGAAUCGAAACCAAAAACAGCUUUUGUAACACGUAGUGGCUUAUAUGAGCUUUGUCGAAUGCUCUUUGGAUUAGUAAACGCCCAUUCUACAUCCAACGUCUUAUGCAUGCCGUUUUACGUGGUCUUCAAUACCAUAUUUGCUUAGUCUAUUUGGAUGAAAUUAUAAUUUACUCGCGCUCAUUUGAUGAUCAUUUAAACCCUCUAAAUGAUGUUUUUAAUAGGCUCCGUUCUACAGUUGUUAAACUCAAGUCUAGCAGGUGCUCAUUUGCGCCCUCUCGUGUUGAAUAUCUUGCACAUGUUGUCUCACGCGAUGGUAUCCGACCAGAUCCUAGUAAAAUUGCGGCUGUAAAAGACGUCCCAGUCCCUGAAUGUGUUCGGGACGUCAGAAGAUUUUUAGGUUCAGCAAACUAUUACCGUAGAUUCAUAAGAAACUUCGCAUCCAUAGUAUCGCCAUUAAAUAAUCUUAGGCAUUAGAAAGUACUUUUUUAUUGGGACUAGUCUUGCGACAAAGCGUUUAACACCUUAAAAUAUUGUCUUGCGUCAGCACCAAUUUUGGCUUACCCUGAUUUUAUUGUGCCAUUCGAGUUAAAAAGUACCAACGCUUCAUCGAAUGGCAUUGGUAUUGCGCUGUGCCAAACCCAAGACGGCCAAAGUCGUGCUAUCGUAUACGGCGGCCGUGAUUUAACCACAGCAGAACGUAAAUACAGUACAACUGAACGAGAAGCACUAGGUAUCUCCGAAGGAAUGAAGAAAUUUCGGAACUAA